CAUCAACUAUUUGGCUCCUUUUUCUCUAUAAAUUCCAUCCCCCAAACCCUCCAAUCCCUCCUCUCUUCCACCUUUUUCAGUUUUUCUUCAUCUUCCCUUUCUUCUUCUGGGUUUCUUGAGUUUGCAGCCCAUUUGAUCCAUCUCGGUUUUCAUCUGUCCUAGUUUUUCUCCCGUUCUGCUUUUAAAUUUGGGAUUUUGUCUCUCCAAAUAUCCAAAUUCUCAGAAAGUUUCAAGCUUUAUGCUUCGCUGGAGUUUCUGAGAUUGUUUCAAAAAUACCCUAAAUCUUGUUAUUUACUUUUUGCUUCUGUUUUUUUUUCAAGAAACUUUAUCUUAAAUGCUAAACAUUUUGUUCUUGAUGUUUGAGAUUGAUGACUCCAGUUCUGAGUGAAACCCUUCUCUCCGAGUGCAUGAUAAAUUCCACUUACAGGCGCAGGACCCAUUUAGUUCAAUCCUUCUCGGUCGUCUUUCUUUACUGGCUUUAUUACGUUUCAUGAUUUCACUUACCAUCAAACCCUACAAUAAUAAUAAUUAGUAUUUCUACUAUUUUCUGUAAGUUUUGAGUUUAUUUUGUUCUUGGGUCCUGCAAUAAUCUCUCUCUGAAUUAAUUUCUGGGAAAAUCUGCAAAACUUUCUGUGGUUUUCAUCAAUGGCUUCCUCCAGUGGGACAUCUUCAGGCUCCUCCUCCAUGAUUCAUCAAAAUUCAUGCUCUGAGGAAGACUUGACGGCUCUGAUGGACCAGAGAAAGAGGAAGAGAAUGAUUUCCAACCGCGAAUCGGCCAGGCGGUCUAGGAUGAGGAAGCAGAAGCACUUGGAUGAUCUGACGGGCCAGAUCAGCCAGCUACAGAAGGACAACGAACAGAUCAUCUCCAGCCUCAACAUCACAAGCCAGCAUUACAUGAACGUUGAGGCAGAGAACUCUGUUCUCAGAGCCCAAGCUGAUGAGCUCAGCAACAGAUUGCAGUCCCUCAAUGAGAUUGCCAGUUUCUUGAAUGCAAACAAUGGGGGGCUCCAUGCAGCUGCAGCAGAUUCAAGCUGCUUCGCUGAGCCUCAUGACAGCUUCUUCAACCCUUUGAAUCUGUCAUAUCUUAAUCAGCCUAUAAUGGCCUCUGCAGAGAUGUUCUACUGACCGUGUUCGGGUUUAUCUAUUUAUAUCUGUAUCGUGUUUCUGUCGACUUAUCGAUAGGAUUGGAUGGAUUGAUAAAAACUAGAGAGAGAGAGAGAGAGAGAUGUGUGUAGUUUUAUUUGACUGUUUUAAUUAGAUGGUGUUUAAGGAAUUAUUUGUGUGUUAAUGUAAAACAAAAGAGCUGUGGUGUUGGGUUUUCUGGGUCUGUAAAUGGGGGCUAUGAUUUUAUUGCAGUGGAAUUUUCUUAUUAGCUAUUAAUGUGAGUGUAGCUGUUUUUAUUGCUUAAAAAGUUGUCUUCAA
Molecule: messenger RNA, 1422 nt
Organism: Malus domestica (apple)
Lineage: Eukaryota; Viridiplantae; Streptophyta; Magnoliopsida; Rosales; Rosaceae
Product: bZIP transcription factor 11
Biological process (GO): positive regulation of DNA-templated transcription
Cellular component (GO): nucleus
Molecular function (GO): transcription cis-regulatory region binding; DNA-binding transcription factor activity
Source: RefSeq, a predicted model, not a curated record